AUGGUAGAUGAAUGGUACGACUGGAUCUUUACAAUCAUUGAUGCCUCCGUGCCGGUCAGAUCAAAUCACCGUGCCCAACUCAGUCCUUGGGUAACUGGUCGCUCCUCCAACGUUCUGAAAAAGCUUAGUACGGCUGAGAAACACAAAAAGAGCUACUCUAAAAUUCUAUCUCUGAGAAACGAAGCUGCAUUGUACCUGGAUGAAGACAGAGUGGAAUAUGAAAUCAAGCUUUUUUCUGGAAGAAACACUGGGUCAAUUUUUGAAUACAUGAAGAGUUUGAAGAAAGACAGCCAAUUACCUUCAGUCAUCAGGUGGAAUGAAGUGUCUGCCGACAGUAAUCUCCGCAAAGCAAAUCUGUUUAAUGACUACUUCAUCAGUGUGUUCACACGCAACACUUUGGAUGUACAACUGGGGGAGUCAGAUUCCCAACUACCUGACGAAAGAGAUGCCAGUGACUAUCAAAUCAAUAGAGAUGUAGUAUAUAGUGUUCUCUCUAAUUUGGACAUAUCCAGGAGUCGCGGUGAAGACCAACUUCCACCAGUGAUCUUGCGCAAACUAGCAAUCGAGCUAACUCCUGCAGUUUUCAACGUGUUCCGGAACAUUCACAGGUACAAGUCGAAGAUGUCAAUGAAGGCUAAAGACCAGUAUGGACCUGUAUUACACAUGCCUGUUGAUGACCCGAAGUCAUCCAGGAAACAGCAUGCUCCCGAUGCAAUCAUCCAUCCAGUAAUGGGUGCACUGGAUCCCAAAUCCGGAAGGCCAGCAUCCUCAAAACUGGUACCUUCUGAACAAAACAUGGACUCUGCAAAUUCACUCAAUUCUUCGCUAGUUCCGAUUGGGACAAAUCAAUUGACAUUACAGAACCCAGCAGCACCUCAUGAGCAACAGACAAAAUCAGCCCUGAUGAAGAAGGCGCCAACUCUACCUAAACCCAAAUGGCACCCGCCUUGGAAGCUAUACAGAGUCAUUAGUGGACAUUUAGGCUGGGUGAGGUCAAUUGCGGUUGACCCUACAAACGAUUGGUUUUGCACUGGCAGUGCAGAUAGAACUAUCAAAAUUUGGGAUCUAGCUUCCGGCAAACUGCGACUGUCUUUAACGGGUCAUAUCAGUGCAGUAAGGGGUUUAGUAGUCAGUCCACGGCAGCCGUAUUUAUUCUCGUGUGGUGAAGACAAAAUGGUGAAAUGUUGGGAUCUAGAGCAGAACAAAGCCACACGACACUACCACGGCCAUCUAAGUGGAGUGUACUCUAUCGACCUGCAUCCGACUAUCGAUGUGUUGGCCACCUGUGGUCGUGAUGCAGUCACACGUAUCUGGGACAUGAGAACGAAAGCAUGUAUCCACUCAUUGACUGGCCAUACUAACACAGUGUCCAGUGUGAAGUGUCAAGCGGCUGAGCCUCAAGUGAUCACCGCUAGUCAUGACUCGACUGUGAAGCUGUGGGAUCUGGCGGCGGGCAAGUGCAGAGCCACUUUGACCAAUCACAAGAAGAGUGUGAGAGGAUUGGUGCUACAUCCUAAAUUGUACUCUUUUGCGACAGCCUCCCCCGACAACAUCAAAGUGUGGAAGUGUCCGGAGGGGGAGUUCCUGCAGAACUUCACUGGCCAUAACUCAAUAAUCAACGACCUCGCUGUCAACCAGGACAAUGUACUAGUCUCUGCAGCGGACAAUGGUAGCAUGCACUUUUGGGACUGGACCAGUGGCUACUGUUUCCAGAGAGUGCAGGCACAAGUGCAGCCUGGCUCUCUGGACAGUGAGGCCGGCAUCUAUGCAGUCCAGUUCGACAUGUCCGGCAGCAGACUCAUCACAGCCGAGGCAGACAAGACCAUCAAAGUGUACAAAGAGGACGACACUGCUACCGAGGACAGCCUUCCAGUUGCGUGGAAACGAACGCUCAACAUGAAGAAAGCAUACUAG
Messenger RNA from Symsagittifera roscoffensis, 1914 nucleotides. Its product is annotated as pleiotropic regulator 1-like. The coding region runs from base 1 to 1914 and encodes 637 amino acids. The transcript is spliced from 8 exons. Gene Ontology annotation, molecular function: protein binding. Gene Ontology annotation, biological process: mRNA splicing, via spliceosome. Gene Ontology annotation, cellular component: Prp19 complex; precatalytic spliceosome; catalytic step 2 spliceosome. The record is from RefSeq and is a predicted model, not a curated record. NCBI's taxonomy places the organism in Eukaryota, Metazoa, Xenacoelomorpha, Acoela, Convolutidae.